Molecule: messenger RNA, 312 nt
Organism: Angiostrongylus costaricensis
Lineage: Eukaryota; Metazoa; Nematoda; Chromadorea; Rhabditida; Metastrongylidae
Source: the annotation of a GenBank genome assembly
AUGACUGGACUAUGUUGCACAAAAACCGGAAAUGAGUGGUCUCAAGCCUGUGGUGGAUUGGCGGCACUCGGCUCGUGCUUAAACGGUUCCUGCUCGGCUGGUGUAUGUACCGCGUCAAACUACUGUUGUGAGUGUCCUGUUGGCAGAAGUGGUGGACGUUGUAGAAACGGGCUUUGCCCUGCAGGCUAUAGCUGUCAUUCGACCGGAUUCUGCUGCCCGUCCUGCCCGAAUAAUGUGAUGCCAUUUGGUGCCUGUCUAAAUGGCGCUUGUGGAGGUGGAAAGAGAUGUUGUCCUGGUAAUAUUUGCUGCUGA